UUGAACUUUUUUUGCAGUCAAGUUUACAUGGCCAGAGAAAAAGGAACUGGAGAAAUUGUUGCUUUAAAAAAGAUACGCAUGGAUAAUGAAAAAGAAGGGUUCCCUAUAACUGCAAUCCGAGAAAUUAAAAUUCUAAAGAAGCUGCAGCAUGAGAAUGUUAUCAAGUUGAAAGAGAUAGUGACAUCUCCUGGGCCUGAAGUAGAGGAUCAAGGAAAGCCAGAUGGUAAUAAGUACAAGGGCAACAUUUACAUGGUUUUUGAGUAUAUGGACCAUGAUUUGACUGGCCUUGCUGAUCGUCCUGGAUUGAGAUUUACAAUUCCACAGAUUAAAUGUUAUAUGAAGCAACUGCUGACUGGUCUUCAUUACUGUCAUGUCAAUCAAGUGCUUCACAGGGACAUCAAAGGCUCCAAUCUUCUCAUAGACAACGAAGGAAAUCUGAAGCUUGCAGACUUUGGGCUAGCUCGAUCAUAUUCGAGUGACCACAAUGCUAAUCUUACUAAUCGUGUCAUUACUUUGUGGUACAGGCCUCCAGAGUUGCUUCUUGGAGCUACGAAAUAUGGUCCAGCUGUUGACAUGUGGUCUGUUGGUUGCAUCUUCGCUGAACUUUUGAAUGGGAAACCAAUCUUACCUGGAAAAAAUGAGGUCAGGACUCUGCUGCAUAUAUUUAGCCCUUGUUUGAGCCACAUUAUUGGAAUGGGGAAUAUGAGGAAGAUAAGAUACUUUGUUGUACUAAUUGUUGCUCUCCCAUCUUCGACUAAGAUAGUUACUUAUGGUCCGGUUGAUUGCAAAGGUGGAAAAAGCAAAUCAAUUCCAUUCUUUAAGAUUUCUCGUUCUUGCAAGAAUAUAGGCAAUGCUUCUGUUGUACUUGAUAACAAAAAUGUCAAGAUAAAUGCGAAUAAUCCGACUUUUUCCUCAGUGCCAGCUAAAUCAUCCUUAAGAUUGUAA
This is a messenger RNA of Olea europaea var. sylvestris, 945 nucleotides long. RefSeq names its product cyclin-dependent kinase C-1-like. Gene Ontology annotation, cellular component: nucleus; cyclin-dependent protein kinase holoenzyme complex. Bases 28 to 945 code for a protein of 305 amino acids. Gene Ontology annotation, molecular function: ATP binding; RNA polymerase II CTD heptapeptide repeat kinase activity; cyclin-dependent protein serine/threonine kinase activity. Gene Ontology annotation, biological process: protein phosphorylation; positive regulation of transcription elongation by RNA polymerase II. The record is from RefSeq and is a predicted model, not a curated record. The transcript has 9 exons. Lineage: Eukaryota; Viridiplantae; Streptophyta; Magnoliopsida; Lamiales; Oleaceae.